AUUCUAUAGUACAUAUUCCUUUUUGAUGAUACCGGCCGACAACAACGACGUUCGAAUACAAAAAAUUCUUGUGUUCUUGAUACCCAGUGUUUCUGUUCCAAUUUUACUUUUCUUCAUCAACGCGUGACAACAUGUCUGGAGAGUUUUACCUGCGCUACUACAUUGGUCACAAAGGUAAAUUUGGUCAUGAGUUUUUGGAAUUUGAGUUUAGACCUGAUGGUAAGCUACGGUAUGCUAAUAAUUCCAACUACAAGAAUGAUACUAUGAUCCGCAAAGAAGUUUUUGUUCAUCAACCCGUCAUCGACGAAUUGAAACGUAUUGUAUCGGAUUCUGAAAUAAUGCACGAAGAUGAUGCAUUGUGGCCAACACCAGACAGAGUCGGCAGGCAGGAACUGGAAAUUGUCAUUGAUGAUGAACAUAUAUCGUUUACCACUUCUAAAACCGGAUCGUUAUUAGAUGUAAAUACAUCCAAGGAUCCAGAGGGUUUAAGAACAUUUUAUUAUCUAGUUCAGGAUCUAAAAUGUUUUGUAUUUUCUUUGAUUUCAUUACAUUUCAAGAUCAAACCAAUUUCCUAAUGAAAUAAAUACCAAUUAAUUUAUGUAAAUAAAUUAAAAAUAUUUUUUUCUAACAAAACAAUUAACAUUGGUUCUUAGAAAAGCAUUCAUUCAUUUUCAAUAAUAUUCUGUAUUAAGUUGAUAAAUUAUUUUUCAUUUACUUUUGUUUCAACUUUUGCAAGCUCUUUCUAUAUACAUUAAGUUG
Messenger RNA from Sipha flava (yellow sugarcane aphid), 759 nucleotides. It is a transcript of the gene mago, whose product is annotated as protein mago nashi homolog. Gene Ontology annotation, cellular component: nucleus; catalytic step 2 spliceosome; exon-exon junction complex. The transcript is spliced from 2 exons. Lineage: Eukaryota; Metazoa; Arthropoda; Insecta; Hemiptera; Aphididae. Gene Ontology annotation, biological process: RNA splicing. The coding region runs from base 132 to 575 and encodes 147 amino acids. The record is from RefSeq and is a predicted model, not a curated record.